AUGGACACCCUCCUUAGGCAGGUGGAGAAGGACUUGGGCAUUGACCGCAGCCAGCUGGCAGCUGCCACGGGGAGCUCCCACGUCAUCGCUCUGGUGCCCACCAAGUGGCUGGCCGGCCUGAAGGAGCGGGGGGUGCUGCCCAGCCUGUGCCCGCACCCCGAAGGGCUCAGCGAUGUGGAGGUGCGCACCUGCCUCCAGCACUCGGUGCAGAAGCUGCCGUCCGGCUGGACCAGGGUGGAGAUCCACGGCCUGAGGAAGGACCGGCUGCGCUACGGGCUGGCUGUGGUGCCUGGCGACCCGAAGGAGCCCCCGGAGACGCUCCAUGGCUUCAUGCGCCAUGUGGCUUCUCAGAACUACCGGAACCUGUGGAGCCAGGCUCACCGCCUUUACGUCCGCCCGUACUGCCACGCGACCACCCCGCCCACGGCCCCUGCCCUGGAGGUGCUCUGUGGGGCCCUCCAGAGGCUCUACGGCUGCCCCAUCGUCCCCGUGGGCAGGGGCGCCCCCUCCUGCACCUCCCCGGCCAAAGAGGGCGGUUGCUCGCCCGGCAGGUGCCCUCGUCUGCGCUGCCCCAGCAUCCUCCCGGCGGAGGCGCUGCUGGAGUCCCCGGAGAUGUUGUACGUGGUCUUCCCCUACGUCCAGUUCUGCCUCCACGACAUCGUGACCUUCAGCCCGGCCAAGCUGACCAACAGCCAUGCCAAGCUCCUCUUCAUCCUCUUCCAGGUCCUGCAGGCCAUGGAGGCCUGCCACCGGGCAGGGCUGGCGUGCGGGGCCUUCUCCUUGCACGACGUGGCCGUGGACGAGAAGCUGUGCGCCCGGCUCAGGGUCCAGCUCCGGGACUACGAGCGGGACGAGGAGGAGGAGGAGGUGGCGGCAGAAGCGGAGGCGGGUACUGCAGGGAGGGACCCGCUGGCGGACGGAGGCGGCAUCCCUGCAGCGCCUGGGAAGGGCCUUGGGCAGCUGGUGCUGGACUGGGUGCACGGGCGCCUCAGCAACUUUGACUACCUCCUGCACCUGAACCGCUUGGCCGGCCGCCGGGCGGGUGACCCCAACUACCACCCGGUCCUGCCCUGGGUGGUGGACUUCAGCACCCGCAACGGCCGCUUCCGGGACCUUCGGAAGUCGAAGUUCCGCCUCAACAAGGGCGACAAACAGCUGGACUUCACCUACGAGAUGACCAAGCAGGCCUUUGUGGCCGGGGGCGGCCUGGGCGGGGAGCAGCCCCACGUGCCCCACCACAUCUCCGACGUCCUCUCUGACAUCACCUACUACGUCUACACCGCCCGGCGGACGCCCCGGGCCGUGCUGUGCUCCCAUGUGCGCUCCCAGUGGGAGCCCAACGAGUACCCGGCCAGCAUGGAGCGCAUGCAGGGCUGGACGCCGGACGAGUGCAUCCCCGAGUUCUACUCGGACCCCGCCAUCUUCCGCUCCAUCCACCCGGACAUGCCGGACCUGGAGGUGCCGGCCUGGUGCGCCUGCCGCGAGGAGUUUGUGGCGGCCCACCGGGCGCUGCUGGAGAGCUGGGAGGUCUCCCAGGACCUCCACCACUGGAUCGACCUCACCUUCGGCUACAAGCUGCUGGGCAAGGAGGCCGUCAAGGAGAAGAACGUCUGCCUGCACCUGGUGGACGGCCACACCCACCUGGCCAGCUACGGGGUGGUGCCUCUCUUUGACCAGCCCCACCCCCGGCGCCUGGCGGGGGGCUGCGCCCUCCCUUCCCCCGAAGCCCCGCCCAUCACCAGGCCCCUCAUCCCACCUGUGCAGGAGACGAGAGUCCUGGAAGGGGGCGCCCCCAAGGGCCAGGCCAGCAAUGGGGCCGGCGGGCCGGUCGUGGAAGCGGCGCCAUGCGAAGGCGUGUGGGCUGGAGGUCGGUUCACGGUGGCGGAGGAGGAGGUGGAGCAGGGGGCGGAGGCGCUGGAGGCCCUCCCUGUGGGGGCAGGCCGGGCCACGGAGCUGCCCGGUCCCCCCGCCCCGCCCCCGGGGAUCCCCGCAGAGGGCAAGCACCUCGGCCGCAGCAGGACCAAGGCGGGGGCUCCUCCUGCGGAAGGGCUAGAGGCCAAGAUCGUCGUUCCCGAGGGCUGCAACUUCCUGCAGGCCUUGGAGGAGCUGGAGAAGCUGGACGCCUUCCUCCUGAAGGGGCUGCACGCCCAGGUGGGCCGGCCGGAGCAGCGCCAGCCUCGCUUGCCCCCGGGGCCCUCGGACGUCUUCCAGAGAGACAUGCAGGCCCUGGGGGUUGUGGUGGCCGAGAUCGUCUUUGCCCCGAAGCUGCGGGCGCUGGAGCCCGGGGCGGCCCUGGCAGAGCGCUUCCAGGCGGCUCGGAGGCUGUGCCGCCAGCACCCCAAGGACAUCCCAGCUCCUCUGCAGCACCUGCUGGAUACGCUGCUGCGGCUGAGGGUGGCGGAUGGGCAGCUCGCCAGGGCGGGGUGGGGGCCGCUCCUGUUUGACUACCCCCCUGUCUGGCAGGGCCUCCCUCCGCCCUGCCCCUGGCAGCUGCGGAGCUCCUUCAGCGCGGUCCUGCCCUUCCCCGCCUACUUCCCGGCUCUGCACCGCUUCAUCUCCACCUACCUGUCUCGCCAGGCGGAGGCCGAGGGCCGGGAGCUGGUGUUCCAGCUGUGGCGGCAGCUGGAGGCCGUCCUGAGCAGCAUCACCCCCGAGGGCCUGGAGAUCCUGCUGCCCUUCGUCCUGGCGCUGCUGUCCGGGGAGCGCACGGCUGUCCACGCCGCCUGGUACCUCUUUGAGCCCAUCGCCAGGGCCCUGGGUCCCCGCAACGCCCACAAGUACCUGCUGAAGCUGCUGGUGGGGGCCUACGAAAACCCCCGCUGCCUCCAUGGGCGAUUCUACCUGUACACCGACUGCUUCGUGGCGCAGCUGAUGGCGCGGCUGGGCCUGCAGCUCUUCCUCUCCGCCCUCCUGCCCCACAUCCUGCAGGUGCUGGUGGGGUCCGAGGGGGCCGCCCCGGAGGAGAACAAGGCCCUGCUGGGGGUGACGGAGGAGGAGGAGGACGAUGAGAGCGGAGGGGGCAGUCCCGGGCCCUGCUCCUUUGGGGAGGAGGCCAAGGCGGAGGCGGAGAGGGACUCGGCCCUGCAGCUGCUGGGCUACAUGUCCGGGGUCAGCCUGCACGACCAGGCUGACCUGCCUGAGAGUGAGGACUUCCAGAACGGGCUCUACGUGGCCGAGGCUCUGCGAGGCACGGAGGAGGAGGAGGAAGAGGCUGCGGCAGCCGAGGAAUCCCUCAGCCUGGGCCGCCUGAGCGACAAGAGCAGCGCCAGCGAGGUCUCCCUGGGGGAGGACCGGUCGGCUGCCGACGGGGAGUCCCAGAAGGACAAAGGGAGCCUCAAGUCCCUUGACAGCAGCCAGGACCUGAAGCACAGUGAGGAGGAAGAGGAGGAAGAGCAGGAGGAGGAGCAGCCGCAGGUGGAGGAAGAGGAGGGCCAGCAGGAUGGGGAGGAAGAGCGCGAUGACGCCACCACCGUGGUCGCGGAGGAGCUGACGCUCUCCUUGGGACUCAGCGCCUCGGUGGAAGCCAGCCUGGCAGAGGACGAUGAUGGCGAGGAGGAGGAGGAGGUGGAGGAGGAGGACCAGGUCGGACGGGGCUUGUUGGACCAGGAGGGGGACAAGGAGAGGAGCAUUCUGCUGGGUGAGCCAAGGCUCCUUCCGGGGGUGGGCGGGGAGGGGGGCCUAGUCAUUCAUUCAUUGAUUUAAAAAAUUGUACACCGCUGUAUCAUAGUGGAUUAGAGUAAUAUAAGUUAUAAGCAAAAGAAGAAUUCAAAGCAAACACCAGCAGGGACUGGGGAGGUGCUGGGAGGCCAGGCUGCGCCCGCAAAGGGAGCUCCCUUGGGUGUGGGCAGGGUGCCGCCUAACCGCCCGCUCCCGCCCUCUCUUGUCUCCCAGACACAGCCUGCAAGAUGGUGAGGUGGCUCUCACCCAAGCUUGGCCCCACCACCACCUCCCGCUACGUGGCCAGGAACCUCCUCCGACUCCUGACGUCUUGCUACAUCGGUAAUGCUCGCCUGUGGGGUUAUGGGGCGGGGGGGGGUGGGAAAGGAGGAGGCUGCUUUUCAUGGGUCUGGGGGAGGCCUUCUGUUGGAACCACCUUUGCCAGCCUGGUGCCCAAGUGGGGCGGGUGGGCAGUUGGGGUCUAGAGUGAGUUUAGCCUGCAGAAGAGGAGAUAGGAGAGCCAUCUUCCACUGUCUCGAGGGCUGUCACAUGGAAGGAGGCGCAAGGUUGCUUUCUCCCCUGGAGGGCAGGACCUGAACAAACAGACUCAUAUUGCAAGAAAGGAGAGUCCAACUAAAAACUUUCUGAGGGUAAGAGCUGUUCAAAGUGGAACAGAUUCCCUCUGAAAGUGGUGGACUUGUCUUCACUGGGCUCCAGUUUUCCAUCGGCUGCAGCAGCUGGCAUGGGCAACCUGGUCAGGGACAAGGACAGGUGCUAGAGCCCAGCAGCCCCACAAGCAUUCCCCAGACGGUAGGACUUGAACCAGGGGCAUUGAGGGUCUGAGAUGCCCCGGGGUUUGUGUGUGUGGACUCUCCUUCACCAGGGGUGUGUAAGCAGUGGCUGAACGGCCGCCUUUCAGGGCUGCUGUCGCAAUCGGAUAUCCUGCCUUGGGAGCGGGUUGGGUUGGAUGACCUUUGAGGGUGCCCCCCCCCACAUUCCCUCUCUGCUCUUUCUCCUUCUGCAGGUCCUGGCAGGCAGCAGUUUGUGGCCGGGGCUGAGGAGAGCAGCCCUCUGAGCUCCGGGAACAUCUACCAGAAGCGGCUGCUGGUGGGGGAUGUGGUGUCCGAGCCGGUGCUGACCUGCCUCGUCCACCUAGCACACCUGUAUGGGGAGCCCGUCCUCACCUACCUGUACCUGCCCUAUAUCAGCUACCUGGUCAGUGUCUCUAUCUGAGGGUGACUUUCAGGGCUCCAGGCAUGUCUGUGGGGCCCCUCCACUUUCCCUCUCUCUUCAUCUUCCUUGGAGCAAAGUUCCGAUGGCCAUCUGCCAGGGAUUCUUUACCUGAGAUUCCUGCAUCGCAGGGGGUUGGACUAGAUGACCUUUGGGGGUCCCUUCCAGCUCCAGGAUGCUCUGAUUCCAUCUUGCCUUCUCCUACACCAUUGCCAUAUGCUGGUUCAGACCCCGGGCCCACCUGGCACAGUCUUGUCCAGGCUGACUGGCAGCAAUGGCUCUCCAGGGUUUCGGGCAGGGAGUGUCCCUGGGGCUGCCACUGGGGAUUGAAGCUGGGACCUUCUGCAUGCCAAGCAGGUGUUCUGCGCUACUGGGCCCUUACCCGGGGCUCUCUCUCAUAUCCUUCCACUCCAGCACCAUUCUUGGGCAGCCUGAGCAGCUUGCUGCAGGGAACACAGGAUUCUGUUCAAGAUUUCAGCAGCCAGAGAAGCUUAGCUUUAAAAACAAAGCAGCCCAAGCAGACUCGCCUUCCCAAGUUUCUAGCCCUCAUGGCUUUAGGGAGAAGCUGAAAUGUGCCUGAGCAGUGCCUGGCGAACUCCCAGAGGGCGGGGGGAAUGAGCAGAGGAGGGGCCAGCGGGACGGAAGAUUGGGCAAAUAUAUGCCAACUAAAAUCCUAGAUGUUGCCCCCCCUUCCAAGGAGGGAGUUUGCCUUGCUUUGUGUCCUGGGGGGGCGGUGGCAGCUCAGGGAGGAAUUUCUUUUAUUAUUAUUAUCAUCUCAAAACCAAAAAAAUUUUACAAACAUCAAAUUCGAAAUCCAUAUUCAUUUUCUAACAUAAGCCUAUUACAGAGAUUACCUAAAUUAAAAUAUAUCGAAUUGCUCUAUUCUUCCCUUUGCUAUAUGUAAAUACAAAGCAAUUAACAAAUUAUAUUAUAAAUUAUAUUAUAGGUUCCCAUAUACCUUCCACUCCCCUUCACCCAUGUGUGAUCUCAAUAUUUUACUUCAUCCAUCUUGUUGUGUUGUUAUAAUUUAAUAAUUAUUUAAUUGAUUCUAUUAUUAUUUUCUUGCUUACUCCUGCACGUUUUAAACGUUCUCUAUUAAUAUUUCAUUUUUUUUAAAAAAAAAUAAUAUUUAUUAAAGUUUCAAAGGAAAAAAGAAUCACAUUAAUAAAAAAAAAAUUAACAAUAACAAGGAAAAAUACAAAGUAGAAAAAAAAGAAAAAGUUAAAAACAAUUCCAUCUUUUCCUCACUUCUUUUACGUUUACUUGUUUCCCGGACCUCCUCAUACCUCCCUCUUUUGUAUUCCAAUUCAAUUUGUUAAUCCAACAAUUCCUUUCCUGCCUUUUUAAUCCUAAUCCUUAAUCUUGAUAUAUUGUAACAUUAGAUUUUUACAUAUUAAAAACCAAUUUUUCCAUAUACUUUUGUACCUAUAUAGCUAGAAGCCACUUAACUUCAAUCCAACAUCAUUCUAACAUUCAUUAAUUUUGCAAUAUUUCUGUAAAUAGUCUUUAAAUUUCUUCCAAUCUUCUUCCACCGACUCUUCUCCCUGGUCACGGAUUCUGCCAGUCAUUUCUGCCAAUUCCAUAUAGUCCAUUAAUUUCAUCUGCCAUUCCUCCAGUGUGGGUAAAUCUUGUGUCUUCCAAUACUUUGCAAUGAGUAUUCUUGCUGCUGUUGUAGCAUACAUAAAGAAAGUUCUGUCCUUUUAACACCGAUUGGCCGACUAUGCCCAGGAGAAAGGCCUCUGGUUUCUUCAAGAAGGUAUAUUUAAAUACCUUUUUAGUUCAUUAUAUAUCAUCUCCCAGAAAGCCUUAAUCUUUGGGCACGUCCACCAAAGGUGAAAAAUGUACCUUCAGUUUCUUUACAUUUCCAACAUUUAUUAUCAGGCACAUGAUAGAUUUUUGCGAGCUUGACUGGGGUUAUGUACCACCUGUAUAUCAUUUUCAUAAUAUUUUCUCUUAAGGCAUUACAUGCCGUAAAUUUCAUACCUGUGGUCCACAACUGUUCCCAGUCAGCAAACAUAAUAUUAUGUCCAACAUCUUGUGCCCAUUUAAUCAUAGCAGAUUUCACCGUUUCAUCCUGAGUAUUCCAUUUCAACAGCAAGUUAUACAUCUUUGACAAAAUUUUUGUUUUGGGUUCUAACAAUUCUGUUUCUAAUUUGGAUCUUUCCACCUGGAAGCCAAUUUUCCUGUCCAAUUUAAAUGCCUCCAUUAUCUGAUAAUAAUGAAGCCAAUCUCGCACUUUGUUUUUUGGUUUUUCAAAACUCUGCAGUUUCAAUCUAUCUCCAUCUUGUUCCAAAAUUUCCCAAUAUUUCGGCCAUUUGACCUCCAUAUUGAGCUUUUUCAAAGCUUUCGCUUCCAUCGGUGACAGCCACCUUGGGGUUUUAUUUUCCAAUAAAUCCUUAUAUCUUAUCCAAACAUUAAACAAUGCUUUCCUGACAAUAUGGUUUUUAAAUGCUUUAUGUGCUUUGACCUUAUCAUACCACAGAUAUGCAUGCCAUCCAAAUACAUUAUUGAAACCUUCCAAAUCCAAAAUGUCAGUGUUUUCCAGAAGCAGCCAUUCUUUCAACCAGCAAAAAGCUGCUGAUUCAUAAUAAAGUUUGAGGUCUGGCAGGGCAAAUCCACCUCUUUCCUUUGCACCUGUUAGUAUUUUAAAUUUUAUUCUGGGCUUCUUGCCCUGCCAGACAAAUCUAGAAAUAUCUCUCUGCCACCUCUUGAAACAGUCCAUUUUGUCCACAAUUUGCAAUGUUUGAAACAAAAACAACAUUCUAGGCAAUACAUUCAUUUUAACCGCAGCAAUACGGCCCAGCAGUGAAAGCUUCAAAUUUGACCAAAUUUCUAAAUCUUUUUCACUUCAGCCCAACAUUUUUCAUAAUUAUCUUUAAAUAAGUUCCCAUUUUUGCUGUCAAAUUGAUCCCCAAGUAUUUAACUUUCUUAACCACUGUUAAACCUGUCUCAUUCUGAAACCUCUCUCUCUGUUGGUGUUAAAUUUUUCUCUAAAACCUUAGUUUUUACCUUAUUCAAUUUAAAUCCUGUGACUUGACCAAAUUCUUGAAUCAAUUCUAAAACCCUUUUGGUACUAGAUUCUGGCUCCUGUAACGUCAGUACUAAGUCAUCUGCAAAUGCUCUCAAUUUGUACUGUUUAGCUCUGACUAUUAAUAUUUCAAUUCCGGAACCAUAUUUUUUCAGGGAGGAGUUUUGUUUCCUCCCCGGCAGCUGCUCUGAAAGGAGAAGCUGACUCACGCUCAGCCUCAGGGGCUCUGAAUGCCUGCUGCACACUCACUUGUUCUCUCUCUCUGUGCGGAGGUCACACACUGUAUUGGGGGACACUUCCCCAUUUUAAAUCUUUCCCAACAUGGAGGGUUGUAUUCAGGAAAGUCAGGGGAGGGCGCAGCCCCUUCGCUGGGUGGGAGGAGGAGGAGGAGGCGGCCUCUGGGAAGAGCUGCGCUGAGCCUCACAGCCGUGAUGUCCACUUGGCAAGGCUGCCAAGGCAGGCAGGGCCUGCCCAAGUCAGUUUAGCACCGAGGGUGAACCACAAAACGGCACCCCCUUCCACUAGGGGCAAAGGGGUGGGUGAAGAGCUACAUUAGGAACAAGAGGGGAACCAACCGGACGGUUGAAGUGGGAAUCCAAGGGCGCUGAAUCAUGCCAGGAGACCCCUGGGGGCGACUACUCGGGAGGUGGCAGAUCCAGCCUCCAAGCAGCGCACCACAGCCAUUGCGGCCACAGAGGCAGCAGCAGCAGGUGAUGCAUUCCUUGGAGACUGGAUCUGCUGCCGCUGUGGAUCCUGCCAUCUGAGGCAGUCACCUCAGCUUGCUCAUGAGUGGGCCGGCCCUGAAGGCAGGGGUGCAAAUGAGGCCAUGGUCUGUUUCAUGGAGGAGAAAGCUAUCCAUGGUUGCUUGAGUACCAGGUGCUGGAAAGCACAGGAGGUGAGACGGCUCUUGUGUAUGGAUUCUGCUUGCAGGCUUCCCCUGGGGGUUGUACUAGAUGACCCUGGAGUCCUUUCCAAUUCUACCACUCUAUGAUUUUUCUCAAGUGCCGUAGGAAAGGCAGUGGUGACUCUCAAGGAUUUUAAGGUGGGGGUUGUCCCCAGCCCUACCUCCUGGGGAUUGACCUGAGGACCUUCUGCAUGCCAAGCAGGUAGUCUGCCGCUGACCCACGUGGGACCUCUUUUCCCUGUUCCAGGUGGCUCCUGGGGGCGGAGCAGGCGUCGUCCGUCUGAACAGCCGCAAGGAGGCUGGGCUCCUGGCCGCCAUGACGCUCACCCGCAAGAUCGUUGUCUACCUCUCGGACACCACCCUCAUGGAUAUCCUGCCCAAAAUCAGCCAGGAGGUCCUCCUGCCUGUCCUGGGCUUCCUCACCUCGGCCACCAUCAGGUGACGUAUUGCCAUUAGGGCAGUGAGAGGCUGGGGCGAGAGCCCCCCUCUGGCAUGGAGCAGGAGGGACCAGUCCCAGGCAUCCCUCUCUGGCCACGAGGGCCUCCGCUCUGGAGGCGCUGGCUGGGGGAACCCAGAUCCCUUGUGGGGGAGACUGGGUGGGGUGUGCUGGGGUGUCUCUCUUGGGCACCCUUCUUGGCUGACGCCCCACCCUCCCCUCCAGCUUCCCCAGCGGGGCCCAGGCCCGCGUCGGCUUGUGCCUCAAGACCAUCGGCCUCGUGGCGCUGGUUUGCUUGCGGAUCGGGUCGGAGAUGGUACAGCAGCACCUCAGCCAGACGCUCCGGACGUUCUUCAAGACGUUUUCGCUGCUGGAGCAGGUGAGUCGGGAAGGGAGGGCAGAAGGUCGGGGAGCUUUUUCGGCCUCUGCUGAUUGGGGGGGGGAGGGGAGAGAAGGACCCCUGGCUCUGGCAAGACUUGAACUCGUGGCACGUGGAAGUGGGGUGGAAGGGGUUCUUUCUCAUAAGAGGCAUCAGGUCAACCCAGGAGACGUUUCUCAGGCCACAAACGUCCAGAUCUUUCCUCUGCAGAGCCAAAAUGGUCUUAUUCGCUGUAUGGAUCAUAUCUAGGGAGCUUGGUGGCAGAGGUUGGGGAGAAACAAACACUGGGUUCCAGUUUCUACAAUGCUGUCAUGGGAUCCCUUCCAACUCUACAGUUCUAUGAAAAGUGCAGGCAGGGGGGAAAUGGCCUCUUCCAAAAUGCAGUGCUGUUCUCAGGGCGGCUGUUGGCGCUGGGUGGGAAUCCUCUCCCAGAGGUGGGUGCCAGCAAGGCGGAGGUUUGUCUGACUGGUUCCCUCCUCCUCCUCCUCCUCCUCCCCCUCCCCCCCCCCACGCAGGGUGUGACACAGGAGCCACCUGCCCUGCCGACGAGGCUGCUGCCCCCGGACCCGUCUGCUGUGUUGGAGCUGCAGAAGGUUUUCAGCCUAGAGAUGGCUUACAUCACCUUUGUCCCCUUCUCCUGCCUGCUAGGUAUGGCGUGUGGCUUGUCUCUUCUCCCCUGCUCUCUCCCGAUCCGUGUCUUUCUUUUGUGCUCUUGCAGACACAUGCAUGCGCAUACACUCUGCACCUUCUCAAAUGGCUCUGGGUGUGAGUCUCGGGCAGCAGACACAACAGCGAGUCUUGAGGCACCUUGAAGAUCGGCCCAGCCUGUGCCCACCUGGUGCCCUCCAGCUGUAUUGGGCUGCAGGGACUGGGGUGGCCAAGUUGCCCAAAACAUUGGGAGGGUGGCAGGCUGGCAAAGCAGAAAGGUAUAAGUGUGUGUUUUUUCCCAUCUCCUUGUGAUGACCUGAAGGCCCCUAAGGAACAUCCAUUCUUCUUUUUGGACCCUGGACAUCUUGAGGCAGUGAGUUCCACAGGUUAAUUUGCAGCAGUUUGAAUAAACUUUUUUAUUCUAGAACUGCAUAGGAGAGGGAGAAAAACGUCUCCCUGCUUCCUGUCUCCAACCUGUGCACAAUUUUUAUAAAUCCCUCCGACUGUUUCUCUCCCUCCUUUUUUAAAACUUGACAAGCCCCGGACUCUGUUGCCUUUGCGGCUCCUUGACCCCAUUGCGCUUGGUGAGGAGAGGCCUUGGAGCUCCCUGGCCUUGCGCGGGGCCUGGAUCCAUAGCCAGAGCUCUCCCCCCUUCCUCCCUUCUCUGCAGGCGACGUCAUCCACACCCUCGUCCCCAACCACGCGCUGGUCGGCCGGCUGGCCGGACUCUACCUGGAGAGCAUCAACCCCCGAGGCCUGGCUUCCCAGAGCCAGGAUGCGGCCGCGCCAGGCCCAGGUUCCUUGGAGCAAAGCGCCCUGGGCGCGGACCCCUCCUCCGGCCCCUGCGAGGACACCCACUCUGGGACCUUUGGGAGCGUACUGGUGGGCAACCGGAUCCAGGUCCCCACGGAGGCCCAGCAAGAGGCCUCGGGGAGCCCCGGCAGCUUCUGCCCCACGGCGGGGAGCCGGGAGGAGGGGGAGGCGCUGAAGCAGGAGCUGCACCGCAGCGCCCACCACCUCUGCGGCAACUGGCUGGCCUACUGGCAGUACGAGAUCGGGGUGAGCCAGCACGACGCCCGCUUCCACUUCCACCAGAUCAAGCUGCAGAGCUUUGUGGGCCACGCGGGGGCCAUCAAGUGCCUGGCUCCCCUGGGCGGGGAGGACUUCUUCCUCAGCGGCAGCAAGGACAAGACGGUGCGCCUCUGGCCCCUCUACAACCGGGGGGACGGCACCCGCGAGGAGGAGCCCCGCCUGACCUACGGGCAGCACAAGAAGUCGGUCUUCUACGUCGGCGCCCUGGAGGCCCCCCAGCACGUGGUCAGCUGCGACGGCACCGUCCACAUCUGGGACCCCUUCACUGGUGAGGCGGGGAGAGGGGGCUUGGCCGGGCCGCAGGAGUGUGGCCCCCUGUGGCAGGGUGGUGUAAUAAUAAAAAUAAAAAUAAUAAAUUUUACAGUGGUGCCUCGCAAGACGAAAUUAAUCCGUUCCGCGAGUCUCUUCGUCUAGCGGUUUUUUCGUCUUGCGAAGCAACCCUAUUAGCGGCUUAGCGGCUUAGCGCUAUUAGCGGUUUAGCGGCUAUUAAAGGCUUAGCGGCUUAGCGGAUUAGCUGCUAAAAGGCUAUUAAAGGCUUAGCGGCUUAGAAAAAGGGGGGGGAAGCGAAAAAAAAAUCUCAAGACUCACAAAACAUUUUCGUCUUGCGAAGCAAGCCCAUAGGGAAAAUCGUCCUGCGAAGCGCAUUAAAAACGGAAAACCCUUUCGUCUAGCGGGUUUUCCGUCUUGCGAGGCAUUCGUCUUGCGGGGCACCACUGUAUUUAUACCCCACCCUCCCCGGCCAGAGCCAGGCUCAGGGUGGCUAACACCAGUAAAAUUACAGUAAAUACAUAAUUGGGGGGGGGGGAGAACAAAACAAAACCCCCCCAAUUUAAAAUGCAGCCCCGUUUUAAAAGUAGCCGAUAGAUCAAAACCAUAAGGGGAGGGAAACAUAAGGGUCAGACUGAGUCCAAACCAAAGGCCAGGCGGAACAGCUCUGUCUUGCAGGCCCUGCGGAAAGAUGUCAAGUCCCGCAGGGCCCUGGUCUCAUGAGACACAGCGUUCCACCAAGUUGGGGCCAGUACAGUGGUGCCUCUGGUUAUGAACUUAAUUCGUUCUGGAGGUCUGUUCUGAACCUGAAACUGUUCUUAACCUGAGGUACCUUAGCUAAUGGGGCCUCCCGCUGCCGCCACAUGAUUUCUGUUCUCAUCCUGAAGCAAAGUACUUAACCUGAGGUACUAUUUCUGGGUUAGUGGAGUCUUUAACCUGAAGCGUCUGUAACCUGAGGUACCACUGUACUGAAAAGGCCCUGGCCCUAGUUGAGGGAAAGCGGGGCUUGGAGCCUCUUCGGAAUACCUCACCUGGUGACGCACUUGUGCCAGGAGGAAAACACGCCCGAGGUGGGAGCCAGCUGCCCCUUUCGCCCCCUCUGGACAGGCCGUCUCUCUCUUGCAGGCAAAGUCGUCCGCACGUUUGAGGCACCUGACUGCAAAGUGCCCAUCACGGCGGUGAGUGCCAUGCCACCUCCCUACAGCAGCAUCAGCCUGGCCAGCGCCGACUCGGUCCUGCGCUUCAUCGACCACCGGAAGCCGGGACUCCAGGUACUCUGAGGGUUUGUUGCGCCCGGGGCUGCUUUAGUUGGCGGAGGUGGGGGACAUUUCCCACUCCCCAUUGGGCGUGACUGUGAAGAGGAGGCCGUAGCCUUGGGACAGAGCACCCGCCCUGGUCCAGCUUCCCACUGGAAAAGGGUCUGAGAGCAGGCAAUGGUUUUCUCUUCCACAGACACCAGGGAGCCAAUACAGGCAACUCCCAAUUUAUGCAGCGGUUACGUUCCAAGGAAUCGCAUGUUCAUGUGAAAUUGUGUAUGUUUGAAGCACCAUUGGAAAAGCCUGCCAGCACCCUGUUCCACCCCUUUUGAUGAUUAAUGAAUUUUAUUAUUACGGUCACAGACCAGUUCCGGGUCACUUACAAUAUCAGGAAAAUCAUAAAACACAACAGGAAUACAUUGAAUUGCGUAUAACAGACACAAUUCAGAUAGAGCGGCAGUUAAAAAAAAUAAUUAAAUCUUGAUCCCUAAAACAUAACCUAAAAUUAUCAUUUAAAACCUUAAUCAUUUUUGUAGUACAGCUUUUCCCCUAAGUUUUAUGGCAGUCCCCCUUUUGAUGAUGUUUUUGGGUCAUUCCGAGCUUGGCGUGUUGCAUGGAUACAUGUAAACGCGGUGUCAUUGCCUGUACUGCCAGGACUGAGCUGGAGAGAGAAAGGCAGAAGGCGGCUUAGAAGAACAGCCUUGUCGAGUCCUCCAGUCCAACUCCCUGUAAUGUCAGAAUCAUAACAGGAGCAUCUCUGGCAGAUGGCCAGCCAACUUGACGGGACAUUCGGAAGAACGUCUUGGUGGUCAGAGCUGCUCAAAAACCUCCCGCGAAGGAGGGGGCACUACCUUCCAAGGGAGUCUGUCCCGCUGCCAAACAGCUCUUAGGAAGUUCUUUCUAAUGUUCUGUCAGAAUCUUUCUUGCCAUUUGGUAUCUGUUGGGUCAGCUCCUGCCCUCCAGAACAGCAGAAAGCAAGCUUGCGCCACCUUCCAUGUGGCAGCCCUUCAGAGAUUGGAAAAUGGCUCUCAUGUCACCUCUGAGUCUCUUUUCCGGGAUCCCUCAGCCGCUUCCCUAUGGGAUCUGUCACUUGGAGACAAAACAUCUGCUUUGCAUGUAGGUCUCUGGUUCACUCCCAGCCUGCAGGAAAAGUGUCAGGUGAUGGGAAAGACCCUCCCUUGCCUGAGGCCCUGGAGAGAUGCUUCUAGUCAGAGCAAGCAGCACUGGACCAGAUGGACAGAGAGUCUGGCCUGCAGCCAGGCAGUGCCCUGUGACGGUGGGCCUGGGGGCUGGAGGGGGCCUCACAUUUAUCUGGGAGUCAUGAAUUCUGACCCCAAGCGACAACUUUGGGAGUUGGGAGGCCGCCAGCUUGCAGGCAGGAGGUCCCCAAUCCAGCCCCACACCAGUCCCCUCACUUACAAAGGGGGCCACGUGGCAGGUGCUGGGAGGGUCUCCCUUUCCCUGGAGGGCCAAAGGGAGAGAGCGCCUGACGUGGUUUUGAAGCAACUUCCCCUGGUCCUCUGAGGCAGAGCAGUGGCCUUGCAGGCAGAAGGUCUCGGGUCCAAUCCCUGAUGGCGGCAUUGGAGAAAUGCGGGGGGGGGGACCCCUGGAGAGCUGCUGCUGCUGCCAGUCAGAGCAGGUGACACCGAGGGAGAGUUGCCGCAGGUUCUGACUGGGAGAGGCUGCUUCUGACGCCCCUCUGCCUCCCCUCCUUCUGUGCCCCCAGCAUGAAUUCCGCCUGGCCUGUGGGGCCAACGCUGGCCUCGUCCGCUGCCUGGCAGUCAGCCCCAGUGGCCGGAGCGUGGUAGCAGGCUUCUCCUCCGGCUUCAUGGCCCUGCUGGACACCCGGACAGGCCUCAUCCUGAAGGUGUGGCCAGCGCACGAGGGAGACAUCUUGCAGAUCAAGGUAAGGGGCUGGGCUGGAGGGGUUCAUUUGCAUGUAUCCCCCCCCUGCCUCGUUCGUCUCGAAGGCAAAUUCGUUUACGAUUGACCUUUCAAAUGCUGGCUAAAACUAGGGACCAUCCUGUCGUAAGAACCCAAGAAGAGCCUUCUGGUUCAGGCCCAUCUAAGCAACCUCCUGUGGUCAGCCAAGUUUUUGAAAUAAAAGCCAGGAAUUAGGAGGUGUGGGAGGGCAUCCCAGGCCCAUGGGACCACCCUGGGGGCCCCAGAUUGCCUCUCCUGGUCUGACCUAGAUGCCUUUUCACUCUCGCUCAGAGGCCGGCUGCCCCCCUUUCCCCACUGCUGCCCAGCAGACAGCUGAAGAUUCCCUUCUGUGGGUCCAAGGUAUCGCCUGGUGCUCUUAGGCGCUGGGCUGAGGGACUCAGGUUAAGGGAGCGCAAGUAGCCAGGCUGAGGCCUGCUCUCUGUACAGGGAAAUGCUCUGCAUGGGGGGGGGGGUCCUCAGGCCCCAUGCCCCAAGGCCCUUGCAGCUUCAGAUCCAACACAGGGGCAUCAUUCGCUGUAGCCUUGUCUGCUCACGUGUCUCCAGUGCAUUCCCAGAUUGCACACUGGAGAAACCGGGGGAUCUGGUAUUGCAAUGUUGUACACAGACAAACAAAAACCCCUGCCUCCAGCCUUCAUGAUUCCAGAGCGGAGGGCGGUCGCAUGUGAGCAAUACCUUGUGGAAGGCGUCCAGUUGUGGAGCGGUUUGUACUGUGUGGGUGUGGAAGUGGGGUUAGGGCCUUGGGGGUUUAACCGGUUGUCCCCUCUGUUGAUCCUUCUCUGGGGGCCAUUUCUGAGCUGGUGGGAGGAGGACAAAGGUCUUGUGUGCCAGAAGUGUGUGUGUGUGUGUGUGUGUGUGUGUGUGUGUUGCCGGUCCCUGCUUUCCCUCCUUAGCACUGGCCUGCUGCCCCCAUCUGAAUGGCUAACCCUUCUCCCUAUUUGCCUGCUCCCUGGGCUGCCCUCCGUGUCCUUCACCUAGAGCCAAACAACCCAGCUGCUUGUGUUCCUCCGCUGACGGGAGGCCCUCGGCCACAAAGCCCCACUGACAGCUCCCAGGCACUGCUGCUGUCAGGACUGGGCUGCCAGUGCCGAAAGAGGCUGGCUGGGACCCAUGCGCACACCCUCCUUCCUUGGCUAGGUGGGGCAUCUGCAUCCUGUGUGGCAGCAGGGCCCUGUGUGGGGCUACCUUUGAAGGGGACCCAGAAAUUACAACUAACCCAGAAUGCGGCAGGUAGACUGGUGACUGGGAGCGGCCGCCGAGACCACAUAACACUUGUCUUGAAAGACCUACAUUGGCUCCCAGUAUAUUUCCAAGCAGAAUUUAAAGUGUUGGUGCUGACCUUUAAAGCCCUAAACGGCCUCGGUCCAGUAUACCUGAAGGAGCGUCUCCACCUCCAUCGUUCUUCCCUGGACACUGAGGUCCAGCACCGAGGCCAUUCUGGCUGUUCCCUCCCUGCGAGAAGCCAAGUUACAGGGAACCAGGCAGAGGGCCUUUUCGGUAGUGGCACCCGCCCUGUGGAACGCCCUCCUAGCAGAUGUCAAAGAGAACAACAACUACCAGACUUUUAGAAGACAUCUGAAGGCAGCCCUGUUUAGGGAAGCUUUUAAUGUUUAAUAGGUUAUUGUAUUUUAGUGUUUUGUUGGAAGCCGCCCAGAGUGGCUGGGGAAACCCAGCCAGAUGGGCUGGGUAUAAAUAAUAAAUUAUUAUUAUUAUUAUUAUUAUUAUUAUUAUUAUUAUUAUUUAUUAGGCAGGCUGCCUUGGGUGGCAGACGCUGAAGGCGGUAUCCCACAGGCGCCCUGCUGCCUCUGCUGCCAGCGGCACUGGAUUCUGGCAGAAUGUUGCCAAAAUCUCCCGUGAUCUUGCCGGAGACUGCUGCUGCUGCAGGCAAGGGCGGCUUGGGCGGCCGCAUGUUCUGGCUUUGCCUCAGGCGGCAAAAUGGGAUGUGCAACCCCUGUGAGGCAGCCCCCUGGUCCUUCGCAACCGAUUCUGCAUUGGGAGCGGUGGCCUUUGGGAAGGCCCUCCCCACCAGCUCUGCGGAGGCAGUGAGAUGCCAGCGGCCGGUUCAGGUUUUGCCACACUUGCUGGAGAGCACGCUGAGAACGGUGGAGAAGCUGGCACCACUGGAGUCCUCCAUGGGUGGGGGGUGGUGAGUCCCUCAGUUAGUGCUGGGGCUGAAUACUAGCCAGGGCUCCUGCCUGGGGCACAGGAAGUGAAAUUAUUUAUGUCAUAAAAUUCAUUCACCGCUUGAUUGUUAAAAAAGAAAGAAAAGCAAAUCAUGAAAAAUCUGCAAGUUCUUUAAAACAUACAGAAACCUAAAAUACUAAAACGGAUUAAAAUUACCACAACUUUCUGGGCCAUUUUGUCUGAACGUGAAUGUUUCGUGCUGGAAAGAGUAGAGUGCAGGUGUCUGCCUCAUAUCCAUAGGCAGGGAGUUACAAAGGUUAGGUCCCACCACACUCAAAGGUUGAGUUCUGAGCAAAUGUGGGACGGGUGUUAUAUGUGGCCAGUUGUGGCAAUGGAAGAAGUCGAGUGGGCAUAUGGAGGGUAAGGUGAUCUUGCUGGGUAAGGAAGAGUGCCUUGAGGCAUGUGCAAAGUGCCUUUCCCCUGCCACUUUGUAAAGCAGGAUUCAGUGGUGGGGUGCAUCUCCCCUUCGCAUCAAAGGACUGCUGCCCUCCACGUUCUGGGUGGGGUUCCUGGGUGUGGGCCGAGAUGCCCCUGAGCUGACGGGUGAUGUUUCCCCCACAGGCCACGGAGGGCAAUGUGCUGAUCAGCUCCUCCUCCGACCACUCCUUAGCCAUCUGGAAGGAGCUGGAGCCGAAGCCCCUGCACACCUACAAGCCGGCCUCCUCGGAGCCCAUCCACACCUUCGACCUCUACGGCAACGAGGUGGUGGCCGGGACCGUGGCCAACAGGAUCAGCGUCUACGCCCUGCAGGAGGCGCUGCCCCCCAGUGUCACCAAGCUCAGCUCCGAGAACUUCCGGGGCACCCUCACCAGCCUGGCUGUCCUGCCCACCAAGUGCCAGCUCCUGCUGGGCUCCGACAACGGCACCGUCCGGCUCCUGGCGUAGCCCCGGCUCCCGUGACACGCACCUCUCCUCCCUUCUGGGGACGGGGGCAGAGCCCCUUUGUGGGGGGACUGGGGGUGGGUGAGAGAGGGGGCAGGGAUCUUCGAGGAGACCUCCGUUCCCACUUUGACUCUCUGCAAGCAGGCUGCUGGGCAGCCAGAGGCCCCAAUCCUCUCAUCACCGUAUGUGCCUGACUCUCUUUGGGAAGUGGGGUGGGCAUUCCCUGAGGAACCCAUGGAAGGCCGCAGCUUUGGUGCCCUCUUCCACCGCCCCUCUCCAACGCAGCAUUCCUGUUCUUGAACUUUUUCAAUUGAGGGAGAGCGCUUCCUCUGCUGUGUUGUGUGUGUUGCACAAGACUUCUUCUGUCCUCCUGGCUCCCCCCAUCCAUCCCAUAUGUGUCUCCUCUCCCCACCGUGCAAGAGCUGGCCUCCGUGCAAAGAGAGAAGGCUUUGCACCUGCAUGGCGGCAUCACCUGGGCACCAGGGCUCCUCCAGUUGGACUAUGGAGAGUGCCUUCUCUCCACCCUGUGGAGAAGGGUCCUCAUGUGGUGCUUGGAGAACUGGAACCCUCAGAACCUCCUCCUCCUCCUCCUCUGGGAGGGGGCGGCCUCUUUCCUGGCUGACCAGCCCUUGCAGAUGCCCUUGGCACCCGGUUCUCCCGUCUCCCUGUCUUUGCUCAAGCCCAGUGAGGAUGCAAACACACACACACAGAUUGAGUGGUCCAACUGCCCUGGCACCUUGAGCACUUGUGCCACGUUCUGCUCUGCCUGUCCUCCUGGAAUGAUAUUUUCCCCCUGGGGUGGGAGUGGCAGGGAGGCAGCUUGUGGGGGAAACCCCCACCCAGGCAAGGGUCAGCACACCUGUGCAAGUGCUUGCCCCCUUUUCCUGGGGGGGGAGGGGAGCAGACCCUCCCUUUGCUAAUUAACUGAUUGCAAUAGAUUCUAUAUAUAUAUACAUAUUCUAAUAAACACCCUGGAGCUCGCAGUUGCCUUCUCUCUCUCUUUGUGUGGCAUGAAUUUGGUGUCCUGCUGCUGCUUCCUUCUCCCCCCCCCCAGACCUCCUCCUCCUCCGUAAGGGACAACAGGGCGCCACAAAAGGGCCAAGAUGUUCCAAAACUUUCUGUGGUGACUCAAAAGUUAAUCUGUGCCAGAUAGUGAGACAGCCUGGCUGUUUAUUUAUUUAGUAAGCGUGUGUCCGGUCCCUGGCAAGAAACAAACACACCAGAUAGUCAAGGUGAUGAGUGCCCUCUAGGCAAGGCAAAGCUGCCAUUCCUGACUUCAAGGGGUUGGACUAGAUGACCCUUGGGGGCGCUCCCAGCCCCACGUUGAUUUCAAAGGAGGCCUCAGAAGGCCAAGCAGCUUCCAGCCAAGCGGGGAGGAAUUAUUAGGGUAGCAUUCAGCUAAGUUUUGCAGGGAGUAGACCUGCUAGAAAUCACUGGACUUCACUUGGGCCUGUUCCUCAAUUCUCCCAAGGCAGGCUGCUUGUUCAGCUGCUGCCGCCUGGCCCAGCUCUGGUUUUCAAGGGGGGGGGAGUGCAUGUCCCUUUUGCAUGCAGAGUUUCUAGAGUCGUCUUUCCCUUUCUUGCUGCCCCCUCCCCAGAUGCCUGUGCUUUGGCCAGGAUCCAGCGGGCGGCUGCUUGAGGGCUGGGUAGUCCCAGCUGGGCCGGCUGAGGGGGCCGCGUUGCUCGCCUCUGCCCGGAGGCUGGAGCUGGGCUCGGGGUGCAAAGGGCCGCGUUCUUGCCCUCUAGCAGGCUCCCCAGCCCACCCCAAACACACGUCGGGCAGGAGGCGGGGAGGCGGUUCGGUCCUGUUGCUCAGGUCCCUUCCUACGCCGCCACACAGUUCCCGGAGAAAUGUUUAACCAGAUGCAGAAAAAGUCAAUAUUUGCCCACGGAGGGUGGUGAAGUAGUGAGGAAGGGGGAGAGAUUCCACGAGUAGGCGUUGCUCCUGCAGCAGCUGGUCCCUGGCGAAACUUGGGGGCCACUUCUGCAAAAUCGCCCCCCCUCCACGAAGCUGGCAGUGGUGGCGGCGGCGGCAGGAGACAGGCGCAAGGAAGAGCCCCGUGCAGGACCCACGUGAGAUGGGGGGCUUGAGCUGGGGUGGGGGGAGAGGGGAGCCGGAGCUUGGAGUCCUUGCGCAAUGGACAGUUUGGGUUCCUCUGAGCGAAGAGAGAGGCGGCUGUGGGGGAAUGUCCUGGCUCUGCUUUCCUGGUUUUUAUUAAUUUAAUUUAAUUGCAUUUCAUAUCCCACCAAGGAGCUCAAGGCGGCAUGUCCAAUUAUCCCCCUCCUCAUUUAAUCCCCACGACAACCCCGCGAGGUAGGCUAGGCCGAGAGGCAGGAGUGACUGGCCCCCAGGCUCACACCCCGUGGGAGCUUCAGGGCUGAGCUGCGGGAUCUGAACCCGGGUCGCUCCCGAGGUCCGACACUGACUCACUGCGCCCCCCCUGGCUUCUGUGGCCGUGGAAGGGAAAGAGCACACGCACCCACGCACCAGCUGGAGCUUCCAGCACCCACUCCUGCCCUUUCUCUCGGCCUGCAGCUGGGGGGGGGGGGGCUCAGCCUCCUUCCCUCCCCUCCCAAACUUGCGCCCAGGAAGCGUUAAGGAGCCGAGCGAGUCCCUGAAGAGCUUCGUUUCAAAAAGCCACGACAGCCACCCACCAAAGUCCUAACUCCAAGGGACGCGGGGUGGAAUUUAAACGUAUGCAAUCUCAGUCUCGAAGAGGAUGGUGACUGGAAGGGGGGCUUGCCGUGGAGACCUCCUUUUGGGGGGCAGGCAGGGGGUGAGCUCAAGGGAAAGCGGCCGGAGAGGCUGUGAGUCCCUCUCUGUCUUGAAGGGGGGACGGGACCCCGAAGCCACCCUAGGCAUCACUUAUCCGCCCAUCUCCGGCAGAUUUCCACCCCUCCGUCAAAAGAUGGCUGCCCCGCCCUGGCCUCUGCUGCUGCUCCUGCUGGCCGGCCUGCCUGCUCUGCGCGCGACGCACCACGGGGUAAGUCCCGCCACGGUCCGGCCAGCUCCUCCUCUCCGACCGGGGCAGAAGAGCCCAGCCGAGGGAGACUGGCGGGGAGACAGGCAGGGGCAGGAGAGGGCGUGGGGACCAUGGGGUGGGGGGACUGGCCCCUGGACUGUGCUGCUGGUCUCCCAAGUGGGGGGAGCUUCCUGUGGAAUAAACCCCCUCGCCUUGGGAAGGUGGUGGAGGUCUUUAAUAAGGAGGUUGGAUGGUCAGAUGCCAGGGGUUUUUUUAGCUGUGGCUCUUGCAUUGCAGGGAGUUGGCUGCAAGACCCUUGGGGGGGUCCCUUCCAACUCUAAGAUUCUAUUAUUUUAGGUCUCGAUUGCCCAUGCCUUUGAAGAUGACGGGCAGAGGAACAUUCUCCAGGUAAGGAGAGAGGAAUCUCACAGCUUCUCUUUUUUUAAAGAUUUGUUUCUUUUUAAUGAAAAGGCAAAUACUGUGCCGAGUUUGGGACUUGGGAAUGGAGAGCAGGGCGGGUAGCAUUGCUGCCUGAUGGUUCUAGUCCUGGGUCACCACCACAUUUUAAUCAUAUGUGGAGGCCAACACCAAUGGCGUGGGCAAACGUAGCCAGUCCCGGAAGCAGAAUUUAGGUUGGCAAGUAGAAAGUUCAAAGACAGGACCUGUUGAGGCAGCUUUCUCUAAAAAGUUCCCCACAGAAGGGCUUGGGCACAUGGCUGUCAGGAAGAAGGGCUUGGUUUUGUUGGGUGCUGAGGGACAUCUUCUGGAAACUGGGCCUCUGGACAACCAGGGAGCCAAAGCUGUGCAAAAGGAGAUGGUGGAGAGGAUGAAUCGCUGCGGGAGAUGUAGGGCAGAUCUCUCCGCCUCGAAUGACAUUUUCGAGAAAGGGAGUUUUGGGAGCAGAGGCAAGCAGGAGAGGAGGUGGCAGGCCAUGCUGGAUAAUCUGGAUGGUAUUGCCUAAGAGCUCUUAAGGAACUCAAAUGUGAAACUGAUCUUCUAACAAAAAUAUGUACCGUUCCUAAGAGUGUCCUUGGUCCCAGAGGACUGGAAAGCAGCCAGCGCAACACCAAUAUUUACAAAGGGAUUCAGGAAGUUACAGGCUUGGCAUCUCUUCCAGGUAAAUUGCUGAGAAGUACUAUUAAAGGCAAAAUAAUCAAGCGCAUGCAGGAUUUCCUCAGCGGAGACCCCACACUGUCAUGAGAACUCCCUGCCAGAAGAAGCUUUUUAAAAGGGCCUUGCAAACCCAGUCAAUUCAGGCGGCUUUCUCCCAAAGCAGGUGCGGAGAACCAAUCGCUGGCCCUUCAGAUGCUGCUGAACUAGAACUCCCAUGAUGAUGGGAGUUGCAGUUCAGAGACGCCUGGAAGGGCACAAGCUCUGUCUUAAAGGACCUGACAGUGCCCCUGAUGCUGAAACUUCUUUCAGGUUUUUUCCCCAGGCCUAUGCUGCUUUUAAGUGAUUGGUUUUUGCUGAAAUGUGAUUUUGUGUGUUGCUUUUAUUUUUCUGUAUGCUGCCUUAUGAGGGUUUAAGGAAUACUUAGGCUAGCUCUGGUUCAUUUAUGUGUUCUGUCUCUGAAUACCAGCUGCUGGGAAUCACAAGGGGGAGAGUCCUGCCGUUGCACCUCAGGUCCUGCUUGUGAGCUUCCCUUGGGGCACUCAGAUGCCACUGUGAGGACAGGAGGCUGGACCAGAUGGGGCCCCUUUGGUUUGAUCCAGCAAGGCCUUUCUUAUGCUUAUGAACGCUACCAUCUAUCAGGCCAGUCUCUGUGUCCAUGCAGUCCAGCACUGCCUGCUCUGACUGGCAGCAGCUCCCUGGUCUCCUGACAAGCAGAGAACUUGCCAGCUUUUACCCAGUGUGAAAACAAGGUGCUUCUUUCUUUAGAGGGUGAGUCUGGGCCCUCUUGCCUGCCCAGCCCAUCCUCUGCCCCUCAGCUACCCAGAUGUCUGCUUCCCUCCCACACUUAGCUGCCAAUUCUUUCCUCCCCACCUUCAGCUCCUAGGGCCCAUUUCUUCACAGGGCGAUGAAGCAGAUGGAUUGGUGGAAGAAGCAUUGCUGCCGGAGGUUGUGUUGCCUGAGGCGGAGGUGCUUCCACCUGCAUCCGAGACCCCGGAGAGCCUCCUUGGCACCAUGCUGCCACCCUCUGAUCCAAGCGUGGCAGAGGAGGUUUCAGCCACAGAGCUGGGAGAGCCCCAGAGCUCUUCUGAGGCAGAGGAGGAUGACCGUGGAAGAAGCUGCGACAGGGACAUCCCUCUGGAGAAGACGCACGUGGUGGCCGAGGCUGUGAUGAAGCUGGGUGCUAACCUCCUGCGGCAGGUGGAACUGGAGAACAGCAAAGGCAACCUCUUCUUCUCUCCCCUCAGCAUCAGCCUGGCGCUGGCUCACUUGGCUCUAGGUCAGUAUCCCCAAAUCCCUCAAAGACAGCCUGUUUGUUGACUUGUUCUGAACUCAAAAGCAAAGGUGCUUUUCGUGGUUAACAGCAAUGAAGGGUUUUGCUUUUAGGAUGUGGAAAAGGUGAGAUGCUGCUCUCCCUCCAAGUAGUGAUGGCUCCUAUGUGCAAGGGGCAGCCUCUUCCGAGGAGAGGCAAUCCUGCCAUCUCUCUGAAUGAAUGGCAGGAGAAAUGCCCAGCAGGGGUGAAAGGAAAGCAGCCUGCCAGUCACUGAGUGCUCUGGACUCCAGUAAACUGAAUUUCUUCCGGCACAUGAGCAGCCUUGUUGGCUGCACAGUCUGAGAAUUUCUGCAAUGGAGAUGGGAAGAGUAGGAGCAGAAGACACUGUCUUGUACAGGGUCUGACCAGCAGUCCAUCUAGUUUGGUGUUUUCCACACUGUCAGCUGUGGCUCUCCAGAGUCUCAGGCAGGAAGUCUUUCCCAGCCGUUGGGGCUGCACCAGAGACCUUCUGCCUGCAACGCUGGUGCUCUGUUACUGAAGGAUAACAGAGUGCUAAGCAUGGAAGCCUCCCUCUUCCUGCUUGUGUGAUGAAAGGUCUUCAGCCCUCUCCUGCUUUAACAUGGGGCCUACAGCGGCAGCUCUCUCACUCCUGGCUGAUGUGACAAGCGCUUUGGAGCACAGGGGCCCAAUGCAAGCGAGAGGGCUUCCAUGCCUGACUGCCAUGCUCACACACUCGGUGCUGCUGGUUACCACGUUCCCAGGUUAGCUGAGUGUUAACUGUGUUGCUGUUAAUCUGGUUUCCCUUUCAGGCGCAGCCAACCGGACCGAGGAGCAACUGCUGAAGGCUCUGCACGUGGAGUCUGUGCCCUGUCCACACCAGGCUCUGCGCACCAUCUCCCAGCACCUCAGCCAGACGCUCAGCAUCGCAGCCCGGCUUUACCUACAGAAAGGUGAGAGGUGUGGGCAGGCAGGUAUGGAAUAGGAGAAGUCGAGUGAGCCUGCCCUUUGGGCGUGAGAGAGAAGAGCAAGCAUUUCCACAUGGUGUGGCUUGAAUUUCUCUCCUUAUUUUAUUUAUAAAAAAAUAUUUGUAUACCGCUGUAUCAUUAAAAAAAAAGUAUCACAACGGUUCCUACCAAUAUAAAAACAGAAAGUAAAACCAUAAAAAAUUAAAAACAGGUUAAAAGCCAAAGAAUUAAAAACAAACAUCAGUAGACCAUUGUGGGAGAUGUAUUCUUAACUGCCUGUGUAGGCUUGUCAGGGAAAAAGGCAAGGUAUAACAAAAUAACAAUAACAAUAAUAAAGCUGGCAGAAUAUAAAGGUUUUUAACAGGCAUUUAAAAGUUGGCAUAGAAGGUGCCACUGAAUCUCCAGUGGUAGAGAGUUCCACAGGACACGGCUAAUGAUACUAAAGGCUUGGUCUCUUGUUAUCAAACGAGCCUCACCAACUCGGGGAACAGCCAGCAACACUCCUGUGAGUGAUCUCAGAGAUUGAGCUGAGGAUAUAAGGGUUCAGGUGAACCUCUACUAAACCUUUAAUGGAUAGCAGAUAUUGAGGGAUGGGGCAGGGGGAGAAUCUGUAUUGGGACUGGAGAGGAAUAGCAGUGUUUUUUCUUAACCCUUUUGCCCAUGUAAUUUUCCCAACUAAUGUCACCACCAUCCAUCUCCAUGCACCAGUACCAAAGCAUCAUAAUGUGAAUGGUGCAAACAGCAUUGGUUGGAUGGGUGGUAGCAGUUUUCAUUAGGAUAACAGCACUGGGAGGGGUCAGCACCCCUCUCUGUCCCAAGAAUCCCCACCCCGGCAGCUGCUAUUCACAAAUAAGUUUGAAUCCUGAGGACCUCAAGUGCAGGGGAGGAGGGAAAUCCACGCAGCAGCAGCAGCAGCAGUCCCCUGGCCCAAAAACGGGUUGGGGAGAAUCCUAGCAGGCUUACCCCAGUCUUAGGGGGAGGGCUGAAACUCCUGACUGCCUCACAUCAAGUGCUUUUGCAGGAUUCCCAGUGAAAGAGCAGUUCCUGGAGGACUCAGAGAAGUUCUACGGGGCCAAGCCAGCCACCCUGUCUGGGAACAGCCAGGCAGACCUGGCGGCCAUCAACACCUGGGUGAAAGACGCGACCCAUGGGCAGAUCCCCACCAUGCUGACUGAGCUGCCGGCCAGUGUCGUGAUGCUGCUGCUCAAUGCCGUGCACUUCCGAGGUGAGCUCGGCUGCUCCUCCCCACCCCCAGCCCCCUGACUUGCUGGGACAGCCAGCAGAGCAGUCAACCUUUCAGUUAUUGCAGCAGCCCAAGAAGUAACUGUGUGAACAAGGCCUCUGUUUCUCCCGUUUUAAUCCAUCCUAAUAACUUAAUAUUGUUGUGAUUUUAUGGACCGUAGUUUUUACCACCUACAAGAAAAGCAAGAUUGUCAUAGAAUCACAGUUGGGAGGGAGCCUGAGUGUCAUCUAGUCCAACCUCCUGUAGUAGUAGUAGUUGUUGUAAUAAUAAUAAUAAUAAUAAUAAUAAUAAUAAUAAUAAUUAUUAUUUUAUUAUUUAUACCCCUCCUAUCUGGCUGGGUUUCCCCAGCCACUGUGGGUGGCUUCCAACAAAAUAUUAAAAUACAAUACUCUGUUAAACAUUAAAACUUCCCUAAACAGCGCUGCAGUAGAGACAUCACCUUGGCCAACAAAGGUCCAUAUAGUAAACGCUAUGGUUUUCCCAGUAGUGGUGUAUGGAAGUGAAAGCUGGACCAUAAAGAAGGCUGAUCGCCAAAGAAUGGAUGCUUUUGAAUUCUGGUGCUGGAGGAGACUCUUGAGAGUCCCAUGGACUGCCAGAAGAUCAAACCUCUCCAUUCUGAAGGAAACCAGCCCUGAGUGCUCACUGGAAGGACAGAUCCUGAAGCUGAGGCUCCAAGACUUUGGCCACCUCAUGAGAAGAGAAGACUCCCUGGAAAAGACCCUGAUGUUGGGAAAGAUGGAUGGCACAAGGAGAAGGGGACGACAGAGGACGAGAUGGCGGGACAGUGUUCUCGAAGCUACCAGCAUGAGUUUGACCAAACUGCGGGAGGCAGUGGAAGACAGAAGUGCCUGGCGUGCUCUGGUCCAGGGGGUCACGAAGAGUCGGACAUGACUAAACGACUAAACAACAACAACAAAAAACAGUGCUGCCUUCAGAUGUCUUCUAAAAUUCUGGCAGUUGCUUUUCUCUUUGACAUCGGGUGGGAGGGCGUUCCACAGGGCGGGUGCCACUACCGAGAAGGCCCUCUGCCUGGUUCCCUGUAACUUGGCUUCUUGCAGUGAGGGAACCUCCAGAAGGCCCUCGGCGCUGGACCUCAGUGUCCAGGCAGAACGAUGGGAAUGGAGAUGCUCCUUCAGGUAUACUGCGCCGAGGCUUUAAAGGUCAGCACCAACACUUUGAACUGUGCUCGUAAACAAUGCAGGAAUCACAAUUAAGGCAUCCCUGACAAAUGGCCAUCCAACCUCUGCUGAGAAACCUCCAGGGAAGAAGAGUCUGCCACCUCCCACUCCACUGUCAAGCCAUCAGAAAGUUCUUCCUAAUCAUUAGUUCUUGCAAUUUGAUCCAUUGGCUCAGGUCCCACCCUCUGGAGCAGCAGAAAAUAAGCUCUUUCUCUAUCUUCCCUGUGACAGCCCUUCAGUUAUUUGAAUAUGACUAUCAUGGCACCUUUUAGUCUCCUAUCACACAGGCUAAACAUGCCCAGCUCCCUCAACCAUUCCUCAUAAGGGUUGUUUUCCAGAACCCUCAUUAUUUCAGUCGCCCUCCUCUGCCCACCUUCCAGCUUGUCAAUAUCCUCCUUAAACUGCAGUGCCCAGAACUGGAGACAGGACUCCAGGGGGCUUGGUUUCCAGACACUGCCUUUCCUCUCCUCAACCCAUUUUUUAUUCCCUUUUGGGCAGGGUUUUGGAAGAACAAGUUUGAUUCCCUUCUGACUGAGCCUGACACAUUCUACCUGGAUGAUGACUUCACUGUCUCCGUGGAGAUGAUGCGGGCUCGGGUCUACCCUCUCAGCUGGUUCAACCUGGAGGCCCAGGAUGUCCAGGUGGGGUGGGAACUUUUGUUGUUGACGCUGCCAAAGGGUCUGGCAUCAGGUCAAAGUGCUUGGGAGAGCGUUGGCCUCCUUGCCUUCCCUCGUGGGGUGGGCAUGGGCCUUUCUCCUGCCCCUGGAGCACACGAGAGGAGGGCUCAAGGCAAAAGCCGUACCAUUGAUUCUCCUCUCCUUUGCUCCUGGCAGUUGCCCUUUCACAUCCACAAAUAAUGUUCUAUUGGGCUGCCCCUGCUGACUCUUCCCUGUGCUUCUCUCCCAGGUGGCCAGGUUCCCCUUCAAGGGCAACACAAGCUUUGUGGCCAUCCUUCCAAACCACCCUGAGCAGAACUUCUCUCGGCUGCUCUCCGAUCUCAGCCAGGCCAACUUCCAAAGCCUCUUCCCCAAGGAGAGGCCCACCAUGGUGAAGAUGCCCAAACUGCACCUGCAGCAUCACCUGAACCUAGAGCAAGCCCUCCGCCAGCUGGGUAAGAGGAGGGCGGGAGGGAGGGAGGGGGCCAGCCUGCUUCACUCUUCGCCUUUACAGGACAGUUUUGGAUACCCUCAGCCACCUUGCUGCCUUAUUUCAAACAGCUUGAUGGGCCACGGUUCAUAACUCCUGCUUUGCAUGCAGAAGGUCCCAGGUUCUGUCCCCCUGCCCCAAGCCCUGGAGAAGCCAUGGCUGCCAGUUGGCACAGACCAGAGUUGGGGGGCUUCACCUCCCGGCAGCCCCAGCAGCCAGCAAGGCCAGCUGUCAAGGAUGGUGGAGUCUGCCGUCCAAGGAGAGCCAGAGAUCUACAGGUUCCGCACUCCUGACAUGCUCUGUGCGAGGAUAGCUGGGCAAGCAAGGCAGAUCCCUGUGUUAAAUACAGUCUCUGCCUUGUGCUCCUGUGACCUCAGAAACAUAACAUUAUCUGAAGACUUGUCUGUUGAAAUGGGCGCAGGCAGCUUCUGAUAUUCUCUGGAGUCCUCACCAGACGGAGGUUGGAAAGAGCUUUCAGACCCUUAGCUGGGCAUGUUGGCGAGGGGAUGUUUGUGUCCUCGUUUCCCUCUGCUUCCUCCACAGUGGCUCUUCAGACGCUUCCAGAUGGAGGCUUAAUGUUGCGAAAUGGGCUGCUCUAGUAUUGCAAGCAAGUCACUGGCAGCAGUUUUCUUUUUCACUCACGGAUUAAACGUGUGUGACUUUUUCCUAACUCUUCCGCCAUCUCCGCUCCAGAAGCCCAGGUUCUGUUUCAAGCUAGUCUUGGAAGCAGCAGAAAUUCUGCCUCCUUAGUAAAACAUACAGGCGCUCCAUUUUAACGAUUUUAAUGCAGUGGCAGAAUUCAGGCUGUGGGUGGGGGGAAAUUCUCCUCGUCCCCCAAAUAUACACAGCCCUAAGAAUAGUCUUGGGUCACAAACGCUGCUGAUGUUAUGCACCAGCACCAUCCUGACUGACGGCUGCUUUCUCUCUAGAGAAGCCCGCAGCUUCCCCCUUGGCACUGCCUUCACUCCUCUCUUUCUUUGCAGGCCUUGGUGAGCUGUUCUCUGCCCCAAAUUUCCACCCCAUAACAGAGGGUCCCCUCGUGGUCUCCAGUGUCCAGCACAGAGCCGCCCUGGAGCUUUCUGAGGACGGGGUAGAGGCAUCAGCCGCCACCAGUGUCUCCAUGUUCCGCUCCCUCUCUGUCUUCAACCUCAACCAGCCCUUCCUCUUCAUCAUCCAAGAGGACACCACCGGCAUCCCUCUCUUCCUCGGCGCCAUCCGGAACCCCAACCCCAGUGCCUCUCAGGAGAGGAAGACGAGUGACUGUGCUGUGGGAGAUGAUGGAAAGCUCUUUCCGUGCUCCACGGACCAAGAGAAGCCCUGA
Messenger RNA from Podarcis lilfordi (Lilford's wall lizard), 29102 nucleotides. The record is from the annotation of a GenBank genome assembly. Lineage: Eukaryota; Metazoa; Chordata; Lepidosauria; Squamata; Lacertidae.